CACGCAGAUGUGGAACACAUCUGGCAGAGCGGAAAUCUACGCCUUCGAGAUAAACUUCAUACACUGCGUCUUGGAGUGUCUCGGUUACCAGUUACUCGGAAUGGCUAUCUCCUUGAUGAGAGCUAUAACAUGACUUCUCGUCAAAAACUGUUUUUAUAAACACAUGUAACGUGUCGAAGUCACGCAUAUGAUGACAUUACCCAAAAUGAGGACAACGCUUGUACCAGCUGCCAGAAAGAAACUUCUUUGAGAUAAAAUUGGAGGGAUUUUUGUCAGGUUGGAAACAUAAUCAUGCAACAUGAAUGUAACUAAUAGCACCGGAAUUGACGGUCUUGUGCCGUGGAACCAAAACGGCUCUUUUAGGAAUGUCUCCAACGAUGCCUUCCCUGCCAACCUCACCUGUGACGGUAAUGGCCGCAACGAAUCCUGUGCCGUUGUGGAUGCCUCUGGAAGCCCAUACAAAACUGUUGAGAUGAUCUUCAUUGCCUUGGUCACAGGUUCCCUCAGUUUUGUUACAGUGGUGGGCAACAUCCUUGUAAUGCUAUCCAUCAAGGUCAACAGACAUCUUCAGACAGUCAACAAUUACUUCUUAUUUAGCCUGGCAUGUGCAGAUCUCAUCAUUGGUGCUUUUUCCAUGAACCUUUACACAGUUUAUAUUAUCAAGGGUUACUGGCCCCUGGGUCCUGUGAUCUGUGACCUAUGGCUGGCCUUGGACUAUGUAGUUAGCAACGCCUCUGUGAUGAACCUGCUGAUCAUAAGCUUUGACCGUUAUUUCUGUGUGACAAAACCACUGACCUAUCCAACAAGGAGGACCACCAAGAUGGCAGGUCUGAUGAUUGCAGCUGCUUGGAUACUAUCCUUCAUCCUGUGGGCUCCGGCAAUCUUGUUCUGGCAGUUCAUUGUGGGCGAACGCACGGUUCAGCCAGGAGAGUGUUACAUACAGUUCCUCUCCAACCCUGCGGUCACAUUUGGUACGGCCAUUGCUGCUUUCUACUUGCCAGUGAUCAUCAUGACUGUGCUCUAUAUCCACAUUUCUCUAGCGAGCCGGAGCAGAGUGUCCAAACAGAAACCAGAGUCCAAGACAGAAAAGAAGGGUCUCAAGACUGGUGGACUACUUAAGAGUCACAUUCUUAAACAGAAUAACAACAAUCAGUUGCCUAAACCCAGCAAAGAUACCGGCAGCACUAGUGAUACCUUGAAGAAUGGCAAGCUUGAAGAGUCUGUUGUUUCAACCAAGGCUGAAUCCAGCGUUCCACCAGAGGAAAAGGAAAGCUCCAAUGACUCCAGCACUGCCAGCAUUGCCCCGAAGGACACCCAUGAGAGGGCAAACAGUGAGAUCACCUCUGAGCCUGCUGCUGCAGCCCCUACCCCUAUUCCCAAACUGAACUCAGCAUCCAAGUGGUCCAAAAUUAAGAUAGUCACGAAGCAGGCAGGGGAUGAGUGCAUCACUGCCAUUGAGAUUGUCCCACCUAACAGUAGUUGUGAGGCUCGGUCCAUUCCUGUGAACCGGCCCAGAAUGGUGGCAAGGAAAUUUGCCAGCAUCGCCCGAAGUCAGGUAAAGAGGAAGAGACAGAUGGCAGCACGGGAGAAGAAAGUAACUAAGACCAUCUUUGCCAUUCUGUUGGCAUUUAUCAUCACCUGGACACCAUACAAUGUCAUGGUCCUCAUCAGCACAUUUUGCCAGUCAUGUGUGCCUGACACAGUAUGGGCCAUUGGAUAUUGGCUUUGCUAUGUGAAUAGCACCAUCAAUCCCGCAUGCUACGCUUUGUGCAAUGCCACAUUCAAAAAGACUUUCAAGAAUCUUCUUAUGUGUCAGUAUAAGAAUAUUGGCACUAGAUAAGCUGGAGGGAAGGAUGAAAUAAAUAUUGGGGUCGCUGACUUGUUCCAUACACCGUACCUUGCUGGCAUAUAUGAGCGCCAUGGACAACAUUGUUUUCAGAAUGUCAAGAGCAGAAAAUACUAUCCACGGACAUACAGAGACAUUUGGAUAGGAACAAUUUAUGAAGCUGAAAUGGCAUGGUGUGUAACAGUGUGAUCACAAACAAAAGGUCCACAUUAUUCUGUUAUGUAAUUUAGGUAGUGAAAAAAACCUCUCUCAAAUUGCUGUCAGGUUGCUCAGCCACUCUAAAUGAAGGCCAUCACCAAUCUACAACUAGCCAGACAUUUAAAUCUAAAUGAAAUAAUUUUAUGCUUAGUUGUGACCUGUGGUGAAAUGGAAGCUUUCAGUAUACAGUGGAUAUUUACACACACACGCACACACACACACACACACACACACACACUACAAACAAUACACACAUACAGUACAUUCAGGAUAUAUAUGUGUGAGUGUGUGUGUGUGUGUGUGUGUGUGUGUGCGUGUGUGUGUGAGAGUGCUAUUACAACCUUGGCAAAAUACUUAACAUACAUGACAUUAUUAGGGGUCUAACCGUACAAAAUCAUUGGAACGUAUCUUUAUUCUGAAGUGAAUAACAUUUCAGAAUUACACAAACAAAACACAUGGAAAGAUACAAAAGAACUUAAAGGUGCCGUAUGCAAUGCUAGCACCACUUGCUUAGAUACACAAAACAAAUGGAGACAGGGAUUUCAAUCUCAUUACAACCUUGCUGAUUUGUUAAUUCAGCUGAAUCAUGUUGAAACUCUAACCAUUGUAAUCAACAGAGCCCAGGAGUCCCAAAGACAUUUAGGGCCCAUCUUACACUCGGUGCAACGUGGUGCCAAGCUCCAUUUCCAUUGCGCCCAUGGGUGUGUCAAUGAAAAAAAAAAUAGAUGUGGUCAGGCACAUGAUCCAAAAAUCGCUAUCUUACACCCACUAAAAAUCAUUACACUACUGACCAAGAAAAACCUGGUCUAUGGAGAAAAGCGCAUAUUAAUCACAGCGGUAAAGACAAGAUAUAAGCAGCCCUUAAGCACGAGUCCCAGGUAACGACUCAUUUUCGGGAUGAAUAUCUUUAGGGUUUUCAUUCAGUCAUACAAACUUAUUCUGGGGUAAGUUUAGCUUUUUUCAGGCUAUGUUUUAGAUUGUACCCCCUUCCUCGUCAGUCAAUAUUGAAUGUAAAUAACUGUGUAGAACUGCUUUGUCAUUGCCUAUGAGACCAUGUGAAGUUAGUUUCAGUUCAGUUGGCCUAUGGGUUCAAAUAAUGGGCGAGUGCCGAUGCAUGUAGGCACUCUGCUAGUCACACACAGGUUUUAGUAAAGCAAGUAUGGGCAGCCAUGGCCUACUGGUUAGCGUUUCGGACUUGUAACCG
Alosa alosa (allis shad) is the source of this 3248-nucleotide messenger RNA. RefSeq names its product cholinergic receptor, muscarinic 4a (gene chrm4a). Gene Ontology annotation, biological process: adenylate cyclase-activating adrenergic receptor signaling pathway; regulation of locomotion. NCBI's taxonomy places the organism in Eukaryota, Metazoa, Chordata, Actinopteri, Clupeiformes, Clupeidae. The transcript has 2 exons. Gene Ontology annotation, molecular function: G protein-coupled acetylcholine receptor activity. Bases 299 to 1840 code for a protein of 513 amino acids. The record is from RefSeq and is a predicted model, not a curated record. Gene Ontology annotation, cellular component: plasma membrane.